AUGGAUGUGGAGCACGUGGAGGACUGUGAAUACCACGCUAGGGAAGGAGAUCGAGAAUAUAAAGACGAAGUGAAAAAAGUGACGGACAAACUUAUAUAUGAAAGGAAGAAAAAUUUUCAAGGCCAAGAUAACUACUGUCGCACUUCAUCUGUUAGUAUAUGUCCUAAUGUGUAUUGUAACAUUUACACAGAUCUGCACAAUUGGUUUGGAUUUAAACAUUGCAAAAAAAUCGAUACGGAGUCUUUAAACACCUGCUUUACGGAUAUAGCGAACGGGGGGGUGGGGUACUACGAAAAACUUAUCGUGUUGGGAGCAAGAAUAUUGGAGCUAUACAGUGAGUUGCAUUUUUUUAACAAAUAUAACUACGAGAAGGAGGAGGAGAUUGUCCAAGAUAUAAGAAACAUCAAGUCAGUAAAAGAAGUUGUCUUCCAAUACCUGUAUGUGCAGAAGAGAAAAAAUCGAGUCAUUUACAAAAAUAGCUUAUACUUAUUUGGCUACUCUUAUCUGUACACACCUCUAUUUUUUCGAAACAAAAAUUCGAUCAUAAAGUAUGUCAAGGCAUGCAUAGCGUAUGCUGUCAAAUUUAGUGGUGCCAAUAUAUUCUCUUGGAUGCCUUCCUUGAUAGAGCAUAUUUAUCACUCCCAGAAGGUGAAGGUAGCCGAGACGGAAGAGGAGAAUGAGUUGAUACAAGACCUGCAGGAGUUUUUCGGUUACCAGUUCGAUUACGUCUUGCCACGGAUAGCGGAGUGCUUCAGUCAGCAUAAUUUGUACAUUAGCAGUUCUCACCUCACGGGCUUGCAGAUCGUGCGCCUCUUCGCGAAUGAGUACUUCUCCUUGUUGGCCGACGACGUCAACAUCGAGGGGAAGGAGAAAACCACGUGGGUGCGCGAAGAAACGGAGGCCUUCCUCAACUCCCACUGCAUCGAAAUAUUCAGCUGCUGCAUGCUAUCUCUGCACAAGUACCUCGACGAGAAGGGGGUGAAGGUGGAUAAAAUAAAGGCCAUAUUUGAAAUGCUUCUUUCCUCCUGCUGGGUACUGGGAAGUGAGAAAAGAAACAAAGUGUGGGCAUGUGCCCUUGUGCAGAGGUUAAGGCAAGUGCAGCUGCUGACACAGAUCAGCACCAUCGAGAAGUGGUCAUACAGCAUCAAAAAGUAUAACGACCUGAACAUACAGAAUUUUGUAAAAGACAUAUACAAUUUUAAUAAUAUCAAUGGGAGUGUCUUAUCUCCUUUCCAAUUGCAAAACGUUAAUAUUUAUCUUCCCCCCAAGGAGGGUCCCUUGAAGGAAAUCCCCUAUUAUACGACGCUGGCCGACAGGUACAAGGACCGGUUCCCGCGCGGGGACAGUGCCAGGCCGGGGGGUAACGGCAUCAAUGCAAGAGGCAGCAACAGCAGGAGUAACAACAUCCGCAACCGAAACAACUGCCAACUCUAUGAUGUUUUAAAUAACCUUACCAGCAACAUAUAUAAGCGGUUCAGACCCAGGCAGCCCAGGAACAGCGCAUCCUCCGGCGUCACGCGCCUGGUCUACAGUAACAGGGAUGGGUGCCCUCCAGACAUGAGCUACCACGACCUGAAGGCCAGCCUUGCCACGGACGAAUCCACUAAGUACGACGCCACCCAGGAUUUGGACGUGGACGAUGAAGAGGAAGAGACCUACGGGGAGGAGGAAGACUCAUUCAUGCCGUACUGCGCGGACGAAGGAACCCACGCAAAGGGCCCCGAAACGGGAAAGAACGGAAUCCCUGUAAAAAUAAAAUACAUUAAAGAUGCAGCGGACGAUCGUAACUCCAAAUACGUCAUAGAGAUUCCCAAGCGGGACUUGGCAGACGGGGGCGGAAGAAACCACGUCAAGGCAGUUCUCUGGGGAAAUGGAAAAAAGGGCCUGGAAAUUAAACUCCCCUCCGAGAGUGACCUCAUGCCGCAUGUGCGAAUUAGAUGA
Messenger RNA from Plasmodium inui San Antonio 1, 1941 nucleotides. RefSeq lists its product as hypothetical. The transcript has 4 exons. The coding region runs from base 1 to 1941 and encodes 646 amino acids. Lineage: Eukaryota; Apicomplexa; Aconoidasida; Haemosporida; Plasmodiidae. The record is from RefSeq and is a predicted model, not a curated record.